This is a messenger RNA of Zeugodacus cucurbitae (melon fly), 1976 nucleotides long. RefSeq names its product elongin-B (gene EloB). The coding region runs from base 497 to 853 and encodes 118 amino acids. NCBI's taxonomy places the organism in Eukaryota, Metazoa, Arthropoda, Insecta, Diptera, Tephritidae. Gene Ontology annotation, molecular function: protein binding. The record is from RefSeq and is a predicted model, not a curated record. Gene Ontology annotation, biological process: transcription elongation by RNA polymerase II. Gene Ontology annotation, cellular component: VCB complex; elongin complex. The transcript is spliced from 4 exons.
UUUCUUGAACAUGCUCACUUGCGCAUCGUUUGUCAGUGCUGAAAUUGACAUUUGGAUUUUGUGACUUUUUCGGCUUUUAAGAAAAAAAUAAAAGAUCUAAAAGUGAAGAAGAAGACCGAAUAGAAGUUCUUUAUAUUUUUUAUACUCAUCAAAACCGCAGCGUGAUUUUAUUUAUUCCUCAUUGAGAGCGCUAAGCGUUCGAAACAAAAGUACGCCGUUUUAGCUGACGUGCAAAAUAAAUAAAGAUCCGUGCAGGAUUUCGGCAUAUAAACGUGCAGCUAAUUAUUGAAUUGUGUUUGCCUGUGGAAGUGACCCUGAGUGCGGACUUGUGGUAUAGUAGAAUACGUGCAGUGUGUAGUGCCGCCGUGUAGACGUUGAAGAAUUUUGUCGGUGUUGAAACAGUCAAGACAAGGUCGUACCGCUUGCUAGCAUACGAAACCUAAUCAAUUGAAAUUGUUACAUUUUACACCUGCGGUAAAAGAAUAAAUUACUCGAAAUGGAUGUGUUCCUUAUGAUUCGAAGACGUAAAACCACAAUUUUCACAGAUGCAAAAGAGAAUACAAGCGUCGCGGAACUGAAGCGUAUGAUUGAAGGUAUCUUAAAAGUGCGUCCGCAUGACCAGAAACUAUACAAUCAGGACAAUGAGGUGAUGGAAGACGAGAACACCUUGCAGGAUUAUGGCAUACAGAUGUCAACGGCCAAGGCGCAAGCUCCUGCACAGUUAGGACUAGCAUUAAGAGACGAACAUGGCGAAUUCGAGCCGCUCGAAAUAACGCCAUACUCAUCGCCACCAGAUCUACCUGAAGUUAUGAAGAAUCAAGAGGCAGCUAACGGUCAAGAGCAGGUUGCAUAAAAUAACUCAGAGGGAAUGGAGAUAUCUACAACAACCGCAACAACAAAUACGAUGUGUAGUAAACAACAGACCGGUCUUAACAGCUACUACAUACAUGCAUACAUAAUGGCACGCAGGAAAUGCUUAUUUUAAAUAACAAGAAUUAAAAUUACAAACAAAAAUCAACUUAUUUUCAAUUUCAGCAUUAAGUCAAUAAUUUGUUAAAUGCUUUCUUUAAAAAAAACAAAACAAAAAAAACAUUGCAUUGCGCUUGUUCAACGCUCUCAUGUUAAGUACUCUCCAAACUUUAAUUAUUGUCAUUUUUUCGGAACUUAUUAUUAUUUUUUUUUAUUAUUACAUUCUAACUAAAGGCAAACGAUUUCGGUCGAGAUAUAUUUGUUAACUAUUUAAUUUAAAUUCUUCAAUGAAAAUAUGCAAAUGAAUUUAUAAUUUAAAAUUAUGAUUUUACCGUUGAUAACGUACAUUUGUUUACACAUCGAACAAAACUAAACAUUGUUUACGUUAUGGAAAAUUUUGAUCAUUGUUUCCUUUACUUACAUAAUUUAUAAAUUGUUAAAGUUAAAAAAGUAAGUUCACUCUUAACAUAUUAUUAAACAAAACAAAAAACCAAAACCUUAUUUAAUGCUAUUAGUAAACGGCUCAAAUUCGCGUGAAGUAAACAACAGCAAAAAAAAAAUACAUUAGAAGUGCAAAACGACGAAAGCUAACUAAAUUAUUUAAUAUAAAAAUUACACAAAUUUCGCAGACAAUUCUGAACAAAAAAACAAAAGAAAACAGCAUUCUGACACUAAAUUACAUUUCAUAUGCACACAUAUUUACACAACUUAGCACUCCUUUUUGCAAUAAUUUAACGUACCCCCUAAUGUUUAGAAAACAAAAAGAAACAAAACAAAAAUCAAAUUAAAUAAAAAGCGAAGUCGCUUUAUAAUAAAUUAUAUUGUAAAGCCUUAUGAAAAUCUCGACGAUAUACAAUAUAAAAUAAAAGCAAGUAAACGAGAUGCGUAGCAAAUUUGCGCAGUUGGUGAAGCAGAAUUAUGAAUUACUAUAUAUUCGGUUAAUUUUAUUAAUUAAUUAACAUAAUUGUAAUCAUAAGAAUUAAUUAUUAAAAAAACAUGAAAGGAAA